AUGGAUCCUACAGCCGUAAAUAAUUAUCCGGUUUUUUAUGUUAAAAAUAAAGAUUUUUCAAACGUAGAUAAUGAACAUAUAAGAUGUAGCUUAAAAAGAUUUGAAGAAUAUAUACAUGAGUGCUUCAGUAUAUUACCAUAUAAUAAAAUCAAAAUACAAAAUGAAGAAAAAAUAAUACUUCAACAGUUUUGUGAUGUCCUUGUUUUUAAUCAAUGUGAACAAAUAAUAUGUGCUAUUAUUGAAAAAGAGUGUAAUGAAAAAACAAAAAUAUUUUUCCAAGAAUUAGAGAUAAGAAUUAAAAAUAAUGAAUUUAAAAAUAAUGAAUUUAAAAAUGAUGAAUUUAAAAAUAAUGAAUUUAAAAAUGAUGAAUUUAAAAAUGAUGAAUAUAAAGAUAGAGAAGAAAAAUUUUUAAAAUUAUUUGUUUCCAUAUGGAAUAAUUUUUCUUUAGUACUUAAUCACAUAUCUGAUAUAUUACAUUCUUUUAUUGCUUACAGCAAAAAUAUGUGUUGUAAUUUUUUCGAACCCUCACAAAUUUUUAAUUAUAUAUGGAAAAAAUAUAUUAAUGAAUAUGUUAUAAUAAAAGAUAUGUUUAUAUCUUGUAUAUGUAAUUAUUUAACUUAUGAUAAAUUAUAUUGUGAAAAAUAUAUUUAUGAAUAUUUAUCUGUUAACGUUUGUAAGAAAUAUGGAAGAAAAAGAUAUGACUUUAAAAAAAAACAAAUCAUUCAUAUUGAACGUUUACAGAGAAUUCAGAAGAGUUAUCAAUUAAAUAAUGAAACAACAAACAAACAAACAAACAAAAUAAGUGAAAAGAAUCAUAUAAGUAUAAAGGAUGAUUCAACAGAGAAUAUUAGUAAUAAAAUAAAAAAGGAAGAUUAUAUACAAAUGGGUGAUAAUAAAAAUAGUGAUGAUAAUAACAACAGUGAUGAUAGUUAUAAUAGUGAUGAUAAUAAUAAUAAUAUUUUUAAUAGUGAUGAUAGUUAUAAUUCUAAUUCUUCUAUUUGUGAUACAAAGGAAAAAUAUAGAAAUAGCAAAAAAAAAAAAAAAAAUAUUAACGAUAAAGUUUUAUCCUUAAGUAUACAAAUUACCGAUAUGCUAAACUUAUAUGAAGAUUUCGAAGGUAUUUAUAAAAACGAAACUUAUACAUUUUAUAAAGAAAGAAUUGAGAAAUAUAAAAAAGAUAUUGAAACUUUAGGUUAUGAAAAUUGUAAGUUUGAUUUCCCAAUAAUUGUCGAAAAUUAUUUAUGUCAUGAACAAAUAAGAAGUCAAAAAUUUUUAAAAGAACAUACAGAAAUAAGUAUUUUAAAUAUGUUAAAAGAUCUUUUAUUAGUUAAAAAUAAAGAUAUUUUAUUUAACGAUUCUUAUAUUAAAUAUUGUAUAAUUAAUGAAAAAUAUGAACCAUUAAGAUCUAUAUAUUUAUAUUCUCUAAAUUUAGAUAAUUUAGAAAAAUUUUCUAAUAUUUUUUUUAAUGUAGUAGAUAAUAUUGGAACAGAACUAAUUAAUAACGUUAUAAAUAAAAGAAAUGAUUCAAGUUUAUUAAAUAAUGCAAUUGUUAAAUUAACCAAUUUUAAAUUAAAUGUAGAUAGAAUUAUUAUUAUGUCUUUUACAUAUUCUUCUUAUUUUAUGAAAAAAUGGAGAGAAAGUUUUGAACAUUUUAUAAAUAAAGGUAUACAAGCAGAAACAUAUAUGCCAAUUAUACUGAGUAUUUAUCUUAAUAAUUUAUUAACAAUGUAUAAUGCAUGUUUAAGAAAACUAAAAAAAUAUUAUAUACUAAAUAGAAAAAUUAAAAAUAAAAGAAGCCUAUUCAAUAAUCUACUUUUUGAGGUUGAUUGGAAUAAUUAUUGCACACAACCAAUAACAGAAACAGUUGACUUUUAUGAUAUAUCAACUGAUAGUGAUAAUAUGCUAGGAAUAAAAAAAUAUUUACGAAAAAAAAUAAAAAAUAAAAGAAAAAACAUAAAUUGUGAUACUUCGGGUGAUUAUAUGAAAAUGAAACAAAUGGACAACAAUAUGUAUAAUAAUAAUAAUAAUAAUAAUAAUAAUAAUUUAUAUGUUAAUAAUGAUUUGCAUAAAAAUGUGUAUCAUGACAAUUUCAAUAUAAACAAACGCAAUAAUGAAGCUAUAUGCUUUUAUCUUUUUAAAAUAAAUAAAUUAUUUAAAAAAUAUCAUGUCAUAGGGAAAUAUAUUAUGAAUAUGAUAACUGUUAUUCUUAGCCUUUUUAGAUAUGUAAGUGAUAAAGAAAAAUUUGAAAAAUAUUAUCGAACAUAUAUGUGUAAAAGAUUAAUAAAUGAUGCAAGUUUCAAUAUUGUUUUAGAUGUUAAAGUUUUUAAAACACUUAAAAAAGAAUGUGGAGCACAAUUUACGAAAAAAAUAGAAAUCAUUUUAAAAGAUAUGAAGUUUACAUCUAAAGCUUUAAUGAAAUUUUAUAAAGAUCUACCAAAAAAUGUCAACUACUUUUUAAAAAGGAAAAAAUAUGCAGUUAAUAUAAUUUUUAAUGAAUCAUGGGAAUAUGUAAAUACAGAAAAUAAUGUAAUAUAUCCUCAAAUGAUAAAAAUGUGUAAUGAAGCUUUUCUUUUAUUUUAUAAGAAGUAUAAUAAGUCCAAAAAUAUUAAAUUCUUACCUCUAUUAGGGUUAUGUACUCUUAGGAUGUAUUUUAAAAAUAUGAAGGAAGGAGGUUUAUUUAAUUUGGAAAAUGAGCAUAUUGAAACGGACAAAAGGGACGAUAAUAAUAAUAAUAAUAAUAAAUAUAGUGAUGAUGAUAAUCAAAAAUGUAGUGAUGAUGAUAAUAGUAAAAGUAGUGAUGAUGAUAAUAGUAAAAGUAGUGAUGAUGAUAAUAGUAAAGGUAGUGAUGAUGAUAAUAGUAAAGGUAGUGAUGAUGAUAAUAGUAAAGGUAGUGAUGAUGAUGAUCUUGAGAAUGAAGACAAUUCCAGUACUUAUAACAAGAAAGCGAAAAAAAAAAUUUAUAUUACAGUUACCAUAUUACAAGCACUCGUUUUGUUAUUAUUCAAUAAAAAAAAUGAAUUUCAUAUUAACGAAAUAAAAGAAUUAACAGGAAUAUCAACUGAAAAUAUAAUACGAUAUCUAAAAUCCAUAUAUACGGAAGGAGAAACACAUAUUUUAAUUUAUGAUAAAGAAAAGGAAACAUUAAAAUUAAAUUUCGCAUUUCGUUCUAUGAAACAAUUUCUUAUUGUUAAUUAUAAUGAUUCAUUAUAUAAAGACGAUAUGGGUACAACUAAUUCAUUAUCACAAGAAGACAAUGAAACAGAAGAUAAAAGUUUACACAUAGAUGCAGCUAUUGUCAAAUAUUUAAAAAAUAAUGGAAAAUCAUCAGAAAGAAAAAUAUGCUCUGUUGUUAAAGAUCAAAUGGAUACCGUAUCAAAUGAACAAAUUAAAAAUAGAAUAAGUUCACUAUUAAGUAGAGAGUUUAUAUUUUUCAAAAAUAAUAAUUAUCAUUAUGAAUUGUAA
Plasmodium adleri (nom. inval.) is the source of this 3462-nucleotide messenger RNA. Its product is annotated as cullin-like protein, putative. NCBI's taxonomy places the organism in Eukaryota, Apicomplexa, Aconoidasida, Haemosporida, Plasmodiidae. Gene Ontology annotation, biological process: protein ubiquitination; ubiquitin-dependent protein catabolic process. Gene Ontology annotation, cellular component: cullin-RING ubiquitin ligase complex. Gene Ontology annotation, molecular function: ubiquitin protein ligase binding. Bases 1 to 3462 code for a protein of 1153 amino acids. The transcript has 2 exons. The record is from RefSeq and is a predicted model, not a curated record.